AUGUCAGGGGCCAGCAGAGGCUACCAACCUUCACGCGAUACGAGCCCCGGAUCGUCGACCAGUCCCAAAGAUGACACCGUUGAUGUCAUCCACCAGCAGCUCUACCCCACAGCGGAAGAUGUUAAAUUUUGCACCGAUGCCACGUACUACUUCGUGCUCGGCGCCAUCCACAGUGAUACCGCCCACGAUGGCCUGGUCCGCGCCAUUGCCGACGCAGGCAACGAUAUCCUAGUCGCCGAUUACUGCGAGGUAGCGGAUGAAGCAUCUCUAAAACUCCUGCAGCAGAGCGGCGCAGCCGCAGUAGCGUUCCUGAAGCUAUGCGUACUAUCGGGGCUCUUCUCCGAAUGGGCAUUCGACAACAUGAUGGCAUCGAUGCUACAUUUCAGGGUGUUAGGAUACUACCGCGACCAUGCACGGGGCCGCUUACCAGCCGGUGUUUACGGCAGUCGGAUGACUAGCCUGAUCGCGCAUCGGUACGUCGACCUAGGGCUGUUCUUUGCCGUGGCGUCAGCCUCUGUGGGGACGAAGGAGCAGGUCAACGAGGCAGAGUACACGCUGUUGAGUAUGGCCUGCACGUUGAUCAACGACCUGGUGGGCCUGCGCAGCGAUACUGCACGGAAGCAGCGGGAGAACGUUGUUUUGCGUGGAGUUCGAGGGAAUCUAUGCGAGUAUUUGGAUCGAGUGAUGUUCGAGUGUCUGGAGACCGCUACGCUUGCUGUGCAGACGAAUCGGACGUGUGCGUAUGUCUUGAUGGCGUUUUGUAAUUGGGCAGUUAUGAGCUCGCAUCAUAAGGUGUUUGAGGUAAGUACGCAGGUCUCUGUGGUCGGGAAGGAUGAUGAAUGUUUGUCUCGGUCGAGGGACCAUCGGCAGGCGUAUAGGGGGCUUUUGGAGGCGUUGGCGCCGUUUGGGACUCUUGGGGAGAAGGGCCCUAGCGUAGGGCAGACGCGGGCGGAGUUGGAUUUCAAGUAUGGAGUGUGUCGAUCCUCGUCUACGUUGCAUGCGUCGUGGUUGGCGGAUAUCACGAGAAGUCUUUUGGAGCCGCAGACUUUGAGGCGAAUUGUGGAUGUGGUGCAUUUUGAAUGGACGGGGUGUGAGGGUGAGGUAGAUUAUUGUUCGUGA
This is a messenger RNA of Aspergillus niger, 1119 nucleotides long. RefSeq lists its product as uncharacterized. The record is from RefSeq and is a predicted model, not a curated record. NCBI's taxonomy places the organism in Eukaryota, Fungi, Ascomycota, Eurotiomycetes, Eurotiales, Aspergillaceae. Bases 1 to 1119 code for a protein of 372 amino acids. The transcript has a single exon.